GGCGCUACGGGCUCCCAAGUUUGUCCACGUGACCAUCGUCACGUGCCAAACAUGUCAGCCUCCAGCAGUCAAAAGUCAGCAGCACGACGUAUUUUGAUCUCGCCAAACAAUGUUGUUCAGCAUCGUUCCACGGAAAAAAGAGAGAGUCAAGCGUGGCGCUGACGAUGCAGACUCGCGGAGAUAAUGUCUGAUGCGCCGCGUCCGACGGGAGUCGCUGCGAAAGCCAAGAAAAAGAAGCGACGCGUGGUCGGCUCUGAUCAAGGCCCACAGAGUCGCGUACCUGCGCCAUCCACCAUGACAGUGAGUCAGACCCCGGAGAAGAAAAAGCGGAAGAGGAACCGGAAGCAGAAAGCCACUCUUUCCCUAGCCGACCAGGAUGGCCAAGGGACCGCCCCAAAGAAAGCCAGGCUUGAGACUGCAGACGGUGUCAGUCCUGGUAAAGAUGUCGUGCAGCACCGCAGGCUUCAGAAAAAAAAGGCUGCUGCAGACGUUGGCGGCACGCAGCCCAUAACCAACUCCAGGGUUGGGCCGAACCCGAAAGCAAUCUGUGCGGCUGCUGCUGCUUCUUCGACAAACGAGAACUGUACUGGCAGUACAGUGGUGAGAAAUGAUAAACUGCUGAAUGUUAACAAGGUUCGGCUACUGAAGGAGCGCAAGGCACUGCCAAUCUUCCCGGUGCGCAAAGAACUGGUGAGGACUAUCAGACAGAAGGACUGCAUUAUUCUGAUCGGGGAGACGGCAUGCGGCAAGACCACACAGAUACCUCAGUACCUUCAUGAAGCUGGUUUCACUAAAAGGGGAGCGAUUGGAAUCACCCAGCCGAGGAGGGUAGCUGCAAUCACGGUGGCAAACAGGGUUGCUAUGGAAAUGGGUGUGGAGACUGGCGAACUGGUUGGAUACUCCGUUCGGUUCGAUGACUCCACCACAAGUGCUACAAGGAUCAAGUAUCUGACAGACGGCAUGUUGCUGCGGGAGGCCUUACUUGAUCCAUUACUAAAGAGGUACCGCGUCAUUGUGUUGGACGAAGCCCACGAAAGGACGGUCAACACGGACGUGCUGUUUGGUGUCGUCAAGUCUGCGCAGAAAGAGCGAAGUAGGAUGGACUGCCUUCCCCUCAAGAUUGUGGUUAUGUCUGCCACCAUGGACGUCGACCACUUCUCAAAGUACUUUGGUGGAGCACCGGUGUACACAUUGGAGGGACGGCAGCACCCAAUAGAGAUGAUGUACGCCGUGAAGAAACAAGAUGACUACAUUUUUUCCGCCUUAGUCACAGUGUUCCAAGUGCACAGAAACCAAGAACCGGGAGAUAUCCUCGUGUUUUGCACGGGCCAGGAGGAGAUAGAGUCGGUGGUGAAAGCAACGCGGGAGACGAGACUACAGCUUCCACCAGAUGAGCAAAAAAUUCUGGCUCUGCCUUUGUACUCCGCACUCCCGUCGAGCAUGCAGCUCAAGGUUUUCCAGCCUGCGGCACCGGGCUGGAGGAAGGUGAUAUUUUCCACCAACAUUGCGGAAACCUCCAUCACUAUCCCUGGCAUCAAGUUUGUUGUGGACACUGGUGUCGUGAAGGAAAGGACAUAUCAACCAGGAACGGGACUGGAGCUGCUGAAGGUCCGGAAGAUUUCCAAAGCGCAGGCGUGGCAGAGGGCUGGCAGGGCUGGGAGGGAGUGCAGUGGGGUGUGUUAUCGGCUAUACACCAAGCAAGAGUUUGAAGCAAUGAAGGAGCACAGCGUUCCAGAGAUUCAGAGGUGCAGUUUGUCGGGUGUGGUCCUUCAGAUGCUUGCCCUCGGUAUCAGCGACAUCUUCGCAUUUGACUUCAUGGACAAGCCAUCUGAGAAGCACCUCGUGGAAGCGCUGGUCCGCUUGCAUCAGCUGGGGGCGCUGGAGAAGAAGGAGGCACUUCAGCUCACCGCUGUUGGAAAGAAGAUGGCGGCGUUUCCGCUGGAGCCCCGGUUUUCCAAAAUCAUUCUCUGCUCCAAGGAACUGGCGUGCACGGAGGAGAUCCUCACCAUCAUUUCCAUUCUCUCGGGUGACUCCGUGCUCUUCUUUUCCGAGAAACAUAGGGAACGUGCAAACGAAGUCUGGAAGAAGUUCCAGUCCAAUGAAGGCGACCACGUCAUGUUGCUCAAUGUGUUCAGGGCCUACAAGAGUGUCAGGGGAAACAAGGACUGGUGCAAGGAGAACUUUGUGAACAAGAAGAACAUGCACAAGGCGAUGGAGAUCCGGUCCCAGUUGGCCGACCUCUGCCUGAAAGCGGGCAUCCCGCUCAAGUCCUGUGGCCAGGACACCGUUGCCUUCAGGAAGUGCCUAGCCGCCGGUCUUUUUACCAAUGUUGCCGAGUUGCAGAAAAAUGGAGAUUAUUUGACGAUUGACGCCAGGAAAAAAGUGCACAUUCAUCCAUCAUCUUGUCUGUUCUCGUCUUCACCUUCAUGCAUUAUCUUCACGGAAAUGGUGGAGACUACCAAAUGUUACAUGAGAAACUUGACCGUGGUGGAUCCCGACUGGAUGACCAAGGUUGCUCCUCAGUACUUUAAGAAGAAGAGGCUUGGACCUAAAUCUCUCUGAAUGUGGACCAGGUUGUUGCCAAGCUUGCACCGCAAAUACUACUCCAAGCGAUUGCUCAGGUUGGACGUCUGCAAGUUCUGAGGGUAACAUCCACAAAGAACGAAUGCUCGUUAAUAAAGAUAUGUAUAUGCUGUUUA
This is a messenger RNA of Ixodes scapularis (black-legged tick), 2699 nucleotides long. RefSeq names its product ATP-dependent RNA helicase DHX33. Bases 184 to 2562 code for a protein of 792 amino acids. Gene Ontology annotation, molecular function: RNA binding; ATP hydrolysis activity. Gene Ontology annotation, cellular component: intracellular anatomical structure; nucleolus. The transcript is spliced from 24 exons. NCBI's taxonomy places the organism in Eukaryota, Metazoa, Arthropoda, Arachnida, Ixodida, Ixodidae. The record is from RefSeq and is a predicted model, not a curated record. Gene Ontology annotation, biological process: positive regulation of transcription by RNA polymerase I.